Drosophila persimilis is the source of this 513-nucleotide messenger RNA. RefSeq lists its product as uncharacterized. Lineage: Eukaryota; Metazoa; Arthropoda; Insecta; Diptera; Drosophilidae. The transcript has a single exon. The coding region runs from base 80 to 304 and encodes 74 amino acids. Gene Ontology annotation, molecular function: protein binding. The record is from RefSeq and is a predicted model, not a curated record.
AUACGGCAAACGGCAACCUGCUUCUCAGAAAUUCAGCAACAUUUGGCCAGGAAGGAGAGAACAGAACCCAACACACAAGAUGAAGUACUUUGCUUUGAUAUCCAUCCUCGUCCUGGUGCUGGCUUCCAUGUGUCUGGCUCCGGCGGCGGCCAGCUUUUGUCCGUGCGACCUCAAGACGGUGAAGACGGAGGUGUGCGGCUCCAACGGGGUCACCUACAAGAAUCGCUGCGAGUUCGAGUGCACACAACGCGACUACAAGAAGCUGGGCCGCAACUUGAAUAUCAGGAAGGAGGGGCCUUGUUAGUGGAGAAUCCAAAGAGAUGCUCUCUCUAGAGCGAGACAGACAUUGAGGACAAUUUUCCCAAUUUAAAUAAGUGCUGUGAGAUAAAGGACCCCUGGAAAUAAUUAAUAUAUGUUCUAUGUUUACUGAAAUAUGUUUUGAUUGCUUUCACUUUCACAAUUUCAAUGUUUUUUAUAUGAAUUAAACGAAAUGGGCUGAUCAUCUUUCAAAUA